AUGGAAGACGCAUAUCACUGCCAGAUCGCUGCCGUCCUCCCUGGAUUUCAAAACCGUAGGCUUUUCGCCGCCCUCACCCUGCCCGUGAUGUCGCGCGCUUUUGCAGAGGGCAGGGGGGUGUUUGGGGAAGCGUCGAGCGAGGAGAACGUGAGCAAAUAUGCACAUACGGGCGCGAAGCAGCGUAUAAACGCCCUCCGUGCUGACCAAGGCUCGCAAGCACAACAUCAGCCAAGACAACAACACGAGCAAGAUCCAGCACGUCCUCCUCGAGAUGUUGUGCCAGGAUACAGGACCACGCCCGGAUUGGGAGCAGGAACCGCACCCACCCCGGUCGCACAGGGCACCCCUCCAGGUUAUGCCUGGGUCGAUACUGCUCAAUUUUCCCGACUUGGCCAAAGUGGGCUAUUCAUCCAUCAGCCCUUGACCGGGUUCCCCACAGCAGCACCAACCGUAUUUCCAACCCAAGACGCACAAGCAGCAGACCAACUCCCAGCCGAAGCAGACAGCUCCUUCGCCUCCUUCCUCGAGUCUCCUUUCUCUUCCUUACCUCCAGAAGUCAGCGCCACCUACAGACUACCGAAUGUGGACACUUUUCUGCCCGAUACGUUCUUUGACCGGCCGUUUGAUGCUGCUGCUCCUUUGGGGCCAGUGGGGGAGAUGGGGAUAGGGGGGAUGCCGGGAGGGAUGUUAGGCGGAUUUAGCGGGUUGGGGUUCUUGCAUCCCAGCCCGCCGAGUUGGGGAGGGAGUAACAGCAGUUCUCCGCUCGUCCUCCCCACACAACCAAACAUCACCACUCAGCCCUCCCAAUCUUCCCUUCGGUCCUCCCAGCCCCUCCUCACACCGGUCUCACAGCGCUCCCCACCCCCAGUCCAGACCGCUACGCCGAUCCCCUCCCCUCUCUCAGACAGCAUCCUCAUCCCGCACAUCGCGCUCUUCUUCGAACGCCUCCACCCAAUCAUGCCCAUUUUCACCCGUUCCUGGCUCUUCUCCCGCCUAGACCGGUCCGAGCACCACCAAGACCCACAAUUCGCCGCCAUGCUCUUAUCUAUGUCUGCUCUAGCCCUCACCCAGCCCGUGCAAGCGAGCGAGCCCUCCCUUCCGGAAAAACGCGCCCAGGCCGGGCACUUGCUAGAAGAAAGCUGCCGCAUGCGUUCCAGCGCGCUAUUUGCCCAGCACGCGAGUAUCGAUAUGGUCCUUACGAGCUUUUAUGUCUUUGCAUGCUUGUUCGGCAUGAAAGAGGAUAAUGCCGCUUGGUUCAGGCUUACGGAGGCUGUGACGCUGGGUCAGCUGCUAAAGCUUCAUGUCCCGGGGAGCUAUGAGGGGUUAGAGAAGGGGGAGAGGGAGAGAAGACUCAGGACGUAUUGGAUCCUGUGCAUCACAGAAAGAGCAUACGCGUUACAGCGCGGGCAUGGGAUCACUUUCCGCGGCAGACCAUCGCAAGACAUGGGCGCAAUAGCUAGCAAGCUGCAAGUAGGAGAGCUGGACGAUUUCCCGGUCCGACAUCUCAAGCUGUUCGAUAGUGUCGACGAGGACUUUAUCGAUUGUUGGAACGGGCGCUGUGCUGGUCGCACUUGUACGACACUGGACGUCGCCCGUGCUCUUGCGCUGCACAAGCAGCUAAGCGAGUCCCUAGACAGUGCUGAUACGUCUAAUCAAGAAAGCUUCGAGGUCUUAUCCUCUCUUACGAGCGCGUGGAAGCGGGGAGAGAUCCAGAGCGCGGAUGUACUUAUCACCCAGCAAUGGCUGCUUAACCGGCUCUGGAGGUUAUGCAUGUCCCAUGGGUUGAUAAGCCCUUCUGCUUCUGAGCCGGCUCUGCGCGUCGACUUGCCAGUGACGAUCGCCCAUGCCGCGCUGGCGAUAUGCAACAAGCUCAGUAUGACGAGUAUUGAAGCUCACGGGAUUGGCUACCUGGAAAAACUGUAUGACAUAGCCGCGACGCUGGCGGUGCUUAACCAGUACGCGCCAGAAGUUGUGAGCCGGCUGACGGAGGACGGGCUGAGUGUGAGUCAGCUGCUGGCUGAGUAUGUGGCAUUGUUUAGGAGGUUCAGGGGCGGGGAUCACCCGUUUAUGGGAAAGUUGCUGGAGGCGAUCGGGCAUCUGUUACCGCCGUGAUAUGGGCCAUUCAGCCUCUCAGUAUGUUAGGCUUGCUGUAUAUUUAAGAUGUAUGCAUAUC
Molecule: messenger RNA, 2173 nt
Organism: Dacryopinax primogenitus
Lineage: Eukaryota; Fungi; Basidiomycota; Dacrymycetes; Dacrymycetales; Dacrymycetaceae
Exons: 3
Coding region: 1-2112 (703 amino acids)
Biological process (GO): DNA-templated transcription
Molecular function (GO): DNA binding; zinc ion binding
Source: RefSeq, a predicted model, not a curated record